This is a messenger RNA of Trichogramma pretiosum, 5232 nucleotides long. RefSeq lists its product as uncharacterized. Gene Ontology annotation, biological process: DNA integration. Bases 1 to 5232 code for a protein of 1743 amino acids. The record is from RefSeq and is a predicted model, not a curated record. The transcript has a single exon. Gene Ontology annotation, molecular function: nucleic acid binding. Lineage: Eukaryota; Metazoa; Arthropoda; Insecta; Hymenoptera; Trichogrammatidae.
AUGGACCAAGUACUCGCAGAUCAGCAGGUCCAGGGCGAUCUCUUGAAGAGCUUCAGGCAGACUAUGUUAAAAACCCCGAGGGAUCGUAGGACAAUCAGUUGGUUUAAGACACAGUUGGAGCAGCUCGAGACGCAAUGGGAUGAAUUUCAGAAGGGACACAGGAAUAUCUGUAAAGUUAAGGCGGAAUUCGCUGAGGACCCGUACUUCAAGGAGGACGUGUACAGUGAGGUAUACGUGCAAUAUUCUCUGGUGAAGACAGACAUCAUGGAUGCCUUGAGCCCGGGACGCUCUCAGACGUCGCUGCAGACUGAUGCGCAGUACCGGGACAUCAGAAUUGAUGCACCGCGCUACAAGGCACCUCUCCCGACCAUCGACCUGCCGCAGUUCUCCGGUGAUCAGCUCGAGUGGGAAACAUUUAAAGGAAUGUUCUUCGUCUUGGUCCACGACGUGCCAAGCCUCCCACCAAUAUUAAAGCUUCAAUAUUUAAUUCGCUCUCUUACUGGUGAAGCAGCGAACAGAUUGAAGAAUGUCCAGAUCACGGCGGAUAACUACGACGGUGCGUGGCAGGCCAUCUUAGACAGGUACGAUAACAAGAAGGUUUUGCUGGCGACACAUAUGUCACACGUCAUAUCGUGUCCCGCGAUGCAGAAGAAAUCUAUAGAAGAGCUCCGUCGAGUGCUGGACGUCAUACGUGAGUCCAAGCAGGCGUUGGACAAUUUAAAGAUUGACCCGGAGCACAUGGGAGAGCUGUGGCUCAUUCAUCAUACGGUGAAUAAAUUGGAUCAGGCAACCAGACUCGAUUGGGAGCGCCAAGUAGACGAGACCGACGGAUUUCCAAAAUACGCGCAGCUCGCCGAAUUUCUGGAGCGAUCUAUUCGAGUUUCGGAGGCUGCAUCAACAACAUCAUCAGGUAGUGGCAGUUAUAAUUCAAACGUAAACAAUAAGUUCCCGAAAAGCGCGCCAAAUCGGCAUCAUAAACAGAUAGCUGUACACACUACCAGCGCGCAGGCAGCAGGCAAACCAGGAGCGCGCGCAUGUGUGCUUUGCCGCGGAAGCCACGCCCUUUACUCUUGCCAUAAGUUCGCGGCGCUGUCACAGCCGCAGAGAUUCGAACUUUGCAAAAAGGAGAAGUUAUGUUUGAACUGUCUGUCAGGCUCACAUUACGCAGGAGAUUGUCGCUCGGAUGGACGAUGUUUGGUGUGUCAAGGGCGGCAUCAUACUAAGCUUCAUGCCGACUCGCAAGCUCACAGAGGCUCGGCGAGCAUCGAAGAUGGAGGGAGCUCGGCUCGGCAGGACGCUGAUGCUGGCGAGGAUGGCUCGGCGACAUGUUACUUCGCUCAGCAAAAGCUGAAGAGUCCAAAAGUAUUGCUUGCUACUGCUCAAAUAGUCCUGGCAGACGAAUCUGGAAAUCGAGUACAGGUGCGAGCUAUGAUAGAUCCGGGAUCCGAGCGAUCGUUUGUGACCGAGCGCGUCUUGACAGCUCUAUGUGUAAGCUCGUCAAAAGUGCACAUAAAUUUGCAUGUAAUGGGAGAUCAGUGCUCGUCAACAGUCCGAAAGCAGACUCAAUUGUUUAUAAGAUCAAGAAUCGACGCGAACUUCAGCGUGAGAGCAAAACCAUUGGUCAUGCGAGAGCUGACGGGACUCUUGCCGACGGCGAGACUGCCCGAGGAUCAUUGGCCGCAUUUGCGAGGAAUCGUGUUCGCGGAUCCUACGUAUUACAAACCCGACAAAGUGGAAUUCGUUAUCGGAGCUGAGCUGAUACCAUUCAUAAUGCUCGAAGGACUGCGAAAAGGAUCAAUUGGAAGCCCACUUGGUCAACAGACAGUAUUUGGUUGGAUAUUAACCGGAGAAAUCACACCGAAGCCAGACGAUUCACCAGCGGCAGUUUCCGCGUUUCAUGUGAGUGCUCGAGAGGACUUGCACGGUCUGGUUGAGAAAUUUUGGCAGCUGGAGGAUCUGCAGCCCACGAAGCAUUUAACAGCCGAAGAGCAAUAUUGCGAGGACUAUUUCACGGAAACUACAACGAGAAAUGCCGACGGAAGGUACGUCGUACGCUUGCCAUUCGCGAAGAAGGUAUCAUUCGAGGGCUCGCGAGACGUCGCCGUAUCCUGCCUGCACCGAAUGGAGAGACGAUUAGAAAAGAGCCCGCGACUGUCAAUGUUAUACAAAAACUUCAUGGAUGAAUACAUCGAUUUGAAACACAUGGAACUCGUGCCGGACUCACAGCUGUCACGUGAGAGCUUUUAUUUGCCACAUCACGGAGUCUUCAGAGCAGGAAACCAGGACAAGAUUCGUGUCGUAUUCAACGCUUCGCAGAGGGCGGCGAACCGAGUCUCUCUCAACGAUUCGCUGUUGCCAGGGCCGAAAUUACAAAAAGAUAUAACGGUAGUUAUAUCGCGCUGGAGACAGUUCAAGUACGUUUUUGUUACAGAUAUUGUAAAGAUGUUUCGACAAAUUUUGGUUCACCCAGACGACACCGACUGGCAGCGUAUACUCUGGCGCUCGGAUAGCACGCAGGCAAUCAGGGAUUACAGAGCGCUUACAGUAACUUAUGGGACGGCGCCUGCUCCGUUUUUGUCUCUGCGAGUGUUGCAACAGCUUGCGAAUGACGGACGAGAGCGGUACCCUGAGGCCUCACGUUUGCUGGAUCAUCGAGUCUAUGUUGAUGACCUUUUUGGUGGAGCAGACGACGUCGUUGAGGCAAUCAAGCGAAGAGAUCAACUAAUUGGAUUGAUGGAUUCGGCAUGUAUGCAGCUUGGAAAAUGGUCGGCAAAUGAUCAGGCUCUUCUGCUGGGAUUGAAUGCAGGGGAUGAUGCUGACGUCUCAGUUAAAAUCGAAGAUGUUGUUUCGACUCUCGGCCUUAAGUGGAGCCCAAAAACGGAUGAGUUUUUAUUCGUGCCGUCAUUGCCGCUAAUGGCUUCUAUUGUAACGAAAAGAGGCAUCUUGUCGGACGUUGCGAAGCUGUUCGAUCCAUUGGGAUGGCUAGCACCAGUCAUCGUCACAGCGAAGAUUCUGUUGCAGGAUCUAUGGAUCGAGAAAGUCGACUGGGAUACUUCGCUUGAGGGAGAGCUUUUAAGUCGCUGGCGGAGUUUUCGCGCAUCGCUGAGUGAUGUUGAACAAAUCAGAGUUCCAAGAUGGUUCGGUAAAAGCGAACAAAGCACCUGGAUUUUGCAUGGCUUCUCAGACGCAUCGAAGAGAGCUUAUGCGGCCGCGGUCUACAUGGUGAUCCCGGGCUGCACUUCGCGACUGAUUAUGGCGAAGACUAAAAUCGCACCUGCCAAGCUGGAAACAUUGCCUCGACUCGAGCUUUGUGGAGCUGAACUACUGGUCAAGCUGACGAAGCAGAUUUUGAGCAACGUCGAAACGCAGCCGGAGCAAGUGCAUUUUUGGUGCGAUUCAAAAGUUGUGCUCGAUUGGUUGGACGGACAUCCAUCGCGUUGGCAAACUUUCGUGGCCAACAGAGUCAGUUUCAUUAACUCGUCGUACCCGAACGCUGUAUGGCAUCAUGUACGAUCGGCUCAUAAUGCGGCAGACUGCGCCACACGAGGACUCACGCCUUCGCAGUUGGCUGGGUUCGCGCUUUGGUGGGCGGGGCCAAAUUGGCUCACGGCACCGGCCGCGGAUUGGCAUUCAUUUGAUGGUUCCUCAGAGCCAGAAGAGGCGGAGGUUCACGCAUUUUUGGUACAAGAGGAGGCGAAGAAAGAAGAAGAUGAGGACAUCGUGUACUCGAGACUACGACGGAUAUCGAGCUUUCCGAGAAUUCUCAGAGUUUUGGGCUACUGCGGACGCUGGCUUGCGCGAUUUCGAUCGAGGACUGUGUCAUUUUCAAACUGUAUUGAGCUGACAGCUGAUGAAAUUGAUUGGGCUAGAACCGCUUGCUGUAAAUUGAUACAGCAGCGAUGGUACAGGAAAGAGCUUGAGCUUUUGAAGAAAAAGAAGCCGCUGAUACAGAAAAGUGAGCUUUUCCGUUUGUCUCCGUUCCUGGACGAUCGGAAUUUGAUUCGGCUUACUGGUCGACUGCAUAAUGCACCCAUACCGUUCAGUGAGCGACAUCCGAUCAUUUUACCAGGAAGCGAUGAGAUCGUGAAACGACUUGUUGAAGAGAACCACAGGGCUACGCUUCACGGAGGAGUUCAGCUGCUAAUCUCGCAUUUGCAGCAAAGCUUCUGGAUCACAGGCGUGCGAAGACUUGUGUCUGGGGUGUGCCGUCGCUGCAUGAGGUGCACACGCUUCAGGGCCAAGACUAGCCAACAGCAGAUGGCUCCGUUGCCGGUCGACCGACUUACGCCGCAGCGAGCUUUCGCGUUCACAGGACUCGACUAUGCAGGACCUUUCACAGUACGGUUCUCAAAGCGUCGCAAAGCUAUCACAACCAAGGGCUACAUUGCCAUAUUUGUGUGCAUGACAUACAAGGCUGUGCAUAUUGAAGCUGUAUCAGACUUGACAACUGAGGCUUUUUUGGCGGCGUACUCACGUUUUGCUGCGCGACGAGGAGUUUGCAAAAAACUAUUUUCCGACAAUGGUACCACUUUCAAGGGAGCUUCAUCGGAGAUUGCUCGCAUGUUCGCAGAGGCGUCGGAGUUUUAUUCGUCAGUGGCAUCGCAUCUGGCAAUGAAAGGCACCGAGUGGAAGUUUAUUCCACCCAGAGCUCCUCAUUUCGGCGGACUGUGGGAAGCUGCAGUCAAGAGCUUCAAAUACCACUUCAAGAGAGUCGUCGGAGCAUCCGUUCUCACAUUCGAGGAACUUUCCACCUUGGCGGCAAAGAUUGAGGCCUGUCUAAACUCGCGCCCUUUAUGCAAGCCAAGCAUCCACGCGAGCGACCUAUUGGCUCUCACACCUGGGCACUUCCUGAACGGAGCCGAAUGCCUGGCUCUGCCAGAGGUCGCUGAGGAGGCUCCCAGAGGCGGACUGUCGAGGGGAUGGCGUCUGCUUUCUCAGCUGAGAAAUUCUUUUUGGACAAGGUGGAGAAAGGAAGUGAUUCAGCAACUAGCACAAAGAAACAAGUGGUUAGAGCCGCAGCCAAAUUACAAGGUUGGUGACGUUGUCAUCAUCAAGGACGAGCUCUCUCCUCCAGCGAGGUGGCCACUGGGACUCGUUACGGCUGUACAUCCAGGAAAGGACGGACUGGUGCGAGUUGUCACUCUUCGAAUCGGAGGAUCAACUCUGAUGCGACCAAUAGUCAAGCUUGUAAAACUUCCAAUGGAUGAAGACGGAGAAGAACCUCUCGAAUAG